UAUUUAAAAAACUACAAAAUUUAUCAAUACCAAAAAUACAAGCAGUAAUGCCCUGAACGAGAUGAACGUUUUGAUACCAAGAUUACUAAAAUCGUUUAAAGUGAUUUGAGUUUUACGUGACAAAAAAACGUAGGCUACAGAAAGGAGCAUAAAAAUCACUAAGCAUUAACAAAAUAAACCAAGUUAUUAAUUUGAAAUCAGAGUGGAUGGUUCCAAAUUACUCAAAAAAGUUUGCAAUGUCUCCCAGUAAUGUGAUAUAAAUAGACUGAACGGGUUUAUUGUUUCAAAAUCGUUGGAACUUAGGCCAAUAAAAAAAACUGCGCUGGUGAACACCCCACGCUGAUUGCACCUGUUCAGGUGUCAUGCGCGCGGACGAGUACAGCCACAUUCCUUUCUUAAACACGGAAUUACCGCGUCGCUUAAAGUCAAAUGGGAAUUUUUCACUGGGCGCUUUCAUUCACUGAGGACAUUCUUACCCCUCACGUACUUCCUUUUAUCAUUUUUGAGCCUUUUCGUUUUACUUUCUUUGUAGUUGAAGGCUAAUCCGACUUCUUAAAUGCGCGUGGAAACACCCCGAUCCACGGCAGGAGGGACUGCGCCGCUUGUUUCUCCUUAAAAAUAAGAAAAAGAGGUGAUCCCCGCGCGCCAAGAUGUGGACAGUCCUCGUGCUCAUGAGCCUCUUGGGUCUCACCUGCACAGUUGCCUCCUUCCCUCCAAGCCCCAUCAACGUCAGCUUUUCCUCUGUGAAUCUGAGAAACGUGCUGCAGUGGUUGCCAGGAGACGGGACGCCAGAUGACGCUCAAUAUACAGUGCAAUAUGCCAUCUAUGGUGAGACCGUUGAGGAGGAGAAACAGCUAAAGUGGAGGGAGGUGCGGCAGUGCACGGCCAUCGUGCGGACCUGGUGUGAUCUGAGCGCACAGACGUCCGAUUUAGAGGAGGGAUACUUUGCCAGAGUCCGUUCCAUGGUCAGCAGAAUGUCCUCCAAAUGGACUGUUUUACGAAGCCGAUUUGAUCCAAAGGAAGAAACCAGUUUUGGACCUCCAUCAGUUUCCGUGGAAGUACAUAACAACACCGCUACCGUCACUCUGAAAGGGCCAACGAGAUACCAGCUGAACAACCAAACCCCGGCAAUUUACAUGGCAACAAUCUACAAAGACAUGACCUACAACCUUUCUGUCCACAAUACCCACCUUGACCAGACGGUCCAUUAUGUAGUGCAGAAAGGCCCCUUCAAAUAUCGCCUGUUGAGUUACAACACAAAGUACUGCUUCUCCGCACAAUCAAGAUUACUCCUCAGAGAGAUGAAAUGCCAGCGGUCAGCGUGGUACUGCAUCACCACAGCUCAAGACCCUUUGAUCGAGCAGCUGCAGAGGGUGAUUGUGGGAAUUGUUGUUCCAUUUUUGUUCAUUUGUGUAAUCGUGGUGGCCGGCUUCGUGCUCUAUCAGUACAUGGCUGGAAAAGGACAGAAAAACCCAAUUUCACUGGGAACUUCCAUUCAGCCGUCCCAUCCUUUGUGGCCCCAUCUUGACCCUCAUAUCCCAGUCUGCCCUGUCACCAAAAUCAGCGUUACUCCAGAGGGGCCCCCUCAUUACUCCAAAGAGCCGGUCGAUUCUCCACCCAGUUACUCCCCACAGAGGCCUGCAGAGCCCGAAGAACAUCCGGAUGACUCUUCCGUUGAGUAUGGAGAUGUUUUUGUUGCCGCCACAGGCGAUAAAGGACGAGGGGAUCAGACAAAAGAGACAGCAGAAGGCCAGAGCAGUCCAGACGACAGAGUUCAGGGUGGUUCGUCAUACUGUCCCCAGAAUUCAACAGAUUUGCGGGGACACUCGGAUGAGAGUAUUGUGCUUUCUCCAUAUGUUUCUCAAAAACCUCGGGAUUUGCCCACAUCCCAUUCUGAUCCGUCGGAUUCUUAUGGUGUGGUGACACAAGGUAGUAUGCAGGAACCAGAAGCAGAGGAUGGCGAGGGGGUACCGUUUCUCUCUGAGAGCAGGAGAAUGCCGCUGCAAUUCAGGGAGGAAGGGAACUUGAUCAAAGCGACGACUUUAAAUAAUGGGAGAGCGGAAAGAGAGACUGGAAAUCACCUGGAGCCGUAUGUGACUAAACCUGUGAUAAAUUUGGAAGACGUGUUCUUCCAGCAGAACCCUGAGACGGAUUGGGAUCUGGACGAGCUGGAGAGGGAUGGGUCUGAUGAUAUCUUAUCCAAUUGGAAUUUGACCAUCUCCAUGGAUAAGGCAUGAAAAAAUGUAAUGGAAUUAUAUUAGAAAAAUACAGAAGAUCUGUUUAUUUAGACUGUAAUAUGAGAUCAUGUUGCUGUUGGCUUUGUAAACUUUAUUAGUAAGUCUGAGAUUGA
Oryzias melastigma (Indian medaka) is the source of this 2350-nucleotide messenger RNA. RefSeq names its product interleukin 20 receptor, alpha (gene il20ra). NCBI's taxonomy places the organism in Eukaryota, Metazoa, Chordata, Actinopteri, Beloniformes, Adrianichthyidae. The transcript has 7 exons. The record is from RefSeq and is a predicted model, not a curated record. The coding region runs from base 651 to 2237 and encodes 528 amino acids. Gene Ontology annotation, molecular function: protein binding.